AUGAUGUCAAUUUUGUCUGUUUCAGGUAAAAAGAUCAUGGCUAUUGAGAACUUGCCAAUGGGGAUUUUGUUCUUCUCUCAAACAACUGUUGGGAUUCUUGGCAAUUGGUCAGUUCUUCUUCCCUAUGUCAUGCCUGUACUCACUGGAAAAAAUCUGAUGCCCAAAGACCAGAUUUUAAGGCAUCUGUCUUUUGCCAAUUCUUUGGUUAUUAUCUCAAGAGUAAUUCCUCACAUACUGGCACAGCUGGGCUUGCACAAUCUCCUGGAUGACCUUUUAUGUAAACUGACUCUCUACAGUAACCGAGUGUCCAGGGGCAUUUCCCUGCACUGCACCUGCCUCUUGAGUUGCUUCCAGGCAAUCACAAUCAGCCCCAGCAACUCCAGGUGCAUGAAGCUUAAACACACAAUCUCCAAGUACAUGGUUCAGUCCUGCUCACUCAGCUGGCUUGUGCAUCUGCUUCUAAACAGCAAAACAGCUAUAGAUGUGGUUGGAUCUGGUACUAACAAAAACUUUACCAUGAAAAUCAAGUUGGGGUACUGCUCAGCGUUUCUUUAUCACAAUGCUGCAACUGUACUACAUCUGAUAUUGAUUCGUUUCACUGAUGGGCUGUGUUUGGGUCUCAUGGUCUGGACCAGUGUCUUCAUGGUAGGCAUCCUCUACAGGCACAGGAGUCAGCUACAGUACAUCCACAGUGCCCAGCAUUCCCUCAGAGUCUCCCCUGAAGACAGAGCCGCAAAAACCAUCUUGAUUCUUGUGUGCACCUUUGUCCUCUCCUACUCAAUGUCUUUUAUAUUAGUUCUCUACACCACAUUAUUUAACAACCCAAAGCUGUGGGUAAUCAGCAUAUUUACUUUCCUGGACACAUGCUUCCCCACAUUUUGCCCAUUUAUCCUCAUCAGUAAUAAGCAAUCUGCUCCCAAGAGUCAUUUUUCCUGCUGUAGGUGA
Molecule: messenger RNA, 945 nt
Organism: Cricetulus griseus (Chinese hamster)
Lineage: Eukaryota; Metazoa; Chordata; Mammalia; Rodentia; Cricetidae
Source: RefSeq, a predicted model, not a curated record